This is a messenger RNA of Gossypium raimondii (Peruvian cotton), 615 nucleotides long. RefSeq lists its product as uncharacterized. The record is from RefSeq and is a predicted model, not a curated record. The coding region runs from base 1 to 615 and encodes 204 amino acids. The transcript is spliced from 2 exons. NCBI's taxonomy places the organism in Eukaryota, Viridiplantae, Streptophyta, Magnoliopsida, Malvales, Malvaceae.
AUGGAUGACCUGCUAGUGAUAGGAGAAAACAAGGCUAUAUUGACUAACUUCAAAGGCAAGAUGGAAAGUGUGCUUGAAAUGUCAGAAUUGUGUGAAAUGUCCUACUUCCUUGGCAUGGAAGUGUCCCAGACUCAGCAAGAGAUUUUCUUGAGUCAAAAGGCAUUUGUCUUGAAGAUUCUGAACAAGUUCUCUAUGCAAAAUUGCAAAGCAACUAGCACUUCAAUUGCUAUUGGAGAAAAAUUGUCAAGCCAAUGUGACUUUGAGAAAGUAUGUGAGACAUCCUAUAGAAGCUUGGUGAGAUGUUUACUCUACUUAACAGCUGCAAGACCAGAUAUAAUGUAUGUUGUUAGUCUCUUAUCCAGGUUCAUGCAUUCCUGCAAAGUGAACCAUUUUCAAGCUGCAAAGAGAGUUCUCAGAUACAUCAAUGGCACUCAAAGCUUUGGAAUAAUGUUUACCAAGCCAUUUUUUUGUUGGAUCUCAAAGAAGCAAACUGUUGUUGCUCAAUCAAUAGCUGAGGCAGAGUAUGUAGCAGCUAUAGGAGCUGUAACACCCCCAACCCGUAUCCCUCGCAGGAACCGAGUUUCAGAGUAUUACCGGAGUUUACAGGUUAAAUAG